UGGUCUAAGCGAAGAGGGGCCGUCCCAGAAGCGGAAGUGUGUCUCGGCUGAUCUUUCGCUGUCAUUCGGCCACGGUCGGUUCCAGGAGAGAGGGGCAGCCAAGAAGCAAGCACGCACACACACAGAGGAUCGGCUGGCUCUGAAGGAGAGACAGUUAGUGAGAAGAAAAGAAAAUAAAGCGAACAAUGAAACCGAUCGAAUAAGGCUUUAUGAACGAACCGAGUAUAAGUCACACACUGCCACGUUAACAAAGCUCUUCGAUGAUACGGUCCAGAUUACAGGCAGCAGAUAGAGAGCUGUGUCAUUGAGCAGGCAGGACACGUCAGGAGAAGGGAGAGAGAAAAAAAAGAGCUGACCGACUGCACUGUACGAGUCAGCUACUAAAACCGCCUCUGAAAACCUUUGCCUGCCGCACUCAUUGUUUCAAGGACACCGUCUCGCUCUCAGCCCGAGGGAAAGGAUCUCGACACAGACGACGCCGAGGUCGAAAGGUGGUGAUCAGAAGGACCAAACGAUCACGGGAUAGCACUUGUCUGUGGGGGGAGAAAACAAAUGGGGGAUUACGGGUUUGGAGUUCUAGUUCAAAACAACACUGGCAACAAGUCUGCAUUCCCGGUCCGAAUCCACCCGCAUCUGCAGCCCCCUCAUCAUCACCAAAAUGUGUCGCAGAGCCCUGCCGCUUUCAUAAACAGCACCACAGCCGCAGGGAAUGGCACCACGGGAGGCUCUCCCUGGCUCUUCCCUGCCUCCGCCACCCACAACAGCGUGCAAGACGAAAUCCUGGGGGGGCCAGAAAAACCCAAAGCACAGCAGCAACAGGAAAUGCAAGAAACGCAAGAAAAGCAGCAGUUGUCUCCUGGGAGUCACCAAGAGGGUGGAAGUGGCGUUGGGAUAAUUUCAGAAUUGGAAAAAGCCAGGUCCGAGGAAGGCAAGACAGAGAAUGGCACAUCUGACAGCAGUAAUGGAAAAGAGAAGCAGCUCCGUCUUGAGUCACCUGUUCUGACAGGCUUUGAUUACCAGGAGACAUCUGGUCUCGGGGGUACGGGCCCAGUUCAGUCCAGUACAACCUCGUCAUCGCUUUCUGGCUUUAACAACUGGUCACCCGCCAUCCCACCUGCGCCAUCAACAAUCAUCAACGAGGAUGUCAGCUUUUUCAACCCGGCGUCUGCCAGUAACGGGCCUCUGCUGUUCCAGAACUUCUCACACCACGUCAGUCCAGGGUUUGGUGGGAACUUCUCCCCCCAGAUCGGACCAGCUGCUGCCUUGUCCCAGCACCACCCGGCUCCCCCACCCCAUCCCCAUUUCCAGCACCCCCACAGCCAACACCAGCAGCAUCGGCGUUCUCCAGCUUCUCCCCACCCACCACCGCCCUUCCCACACAGGAAUGCAGCUUUCAGCCAGUUGCCGCAUUUGUCCAACAGCCUGAACAAGCCCCCGUCUCCCUGGGGUCCAGCCAGCUACCAGAGUCCCUCUCCCUCCCCCGGCUCCUCCACUUCCUGGAGUCCCGGAGGAGGAUAUGGUAGUGGUGGCGGCUGGGGAGGAUCUCAAGGCAGAGAUUAUCGACGCGGGCUGAAUGGCGGGAUGACUCCCAUUAACUCUAUCUCCCCAUUGAAGAAGACCUUCCCUAACAACCAUGUGGCAUCCCAGAAGUACCCUCGAAACAGUCCCGCAGGCUUUAACCCCAAGUCCUGGAUGGAUGAUGGAGUUGGCCGCAGCGAUAACAUCUUCCCCUUUCAGAUGGAGGAUGGGCGUAGAAUGGCCUCCCUGUCGGUGUGCAUGUCUGAGAGAGGGAGAGGGACUGAUUAUGAGCGCACCAGGUCAUUUGACAGCUUCAACAUGAACACUCUGGAGAGCUCCCUGAUUGACAUCAUGAGAGCUGAGCAGGACAGCCUGAAAGGUCGUCUUGGUUUUCCUCACCCAGGAGGGGACAACCCUCUUCCCCUCAAUGCCAGGAAUUAUAGCAGGAGACGAGGCCACUCUUCUCUCUUCCCCAUAGAGGAUGGUUUCCCUGAUGAUGAACGUGGAGACCAGGGUCUCGCAGGCCUAGGUUCCCCACACUGCUUUCCGCACCAGAACGGAGAGCGCGUGGAACGCUACUCGCGCAAGGUCUUUGUUGGAGGACUGCCCCCAGAUAUAGAUGAAGAUGAGAUAACAGCCAGUUUCAGACGCUUUGGACACCUGUUUGUGGACUGGCCUCACAAAGCUGAGAGCAAAUCCUAUUUUCCUCCCAAAGGCUAUGCCUUCCUGCUGUUCCAGGACGAGAGCUCAGUGCAGGCUUUGAUCGAUGCCUGCAUCGAGGAGGAUGGCAAGCUGUACCUCUGCGUGUCCAGCCCCACCAUCAAAGACAAGCCGGUCCAGAUCCGCCCAUGGAACCUGAAUGACAGCGACUUUGUGAUGGAUGGAUCUCAACCUCUUGACCCAAGGAAAACCAUCUUUGUGGGAGGAGUUCCUCGCCCACUUCGUGCAGUGGAGUUGGCCAUGAUAAUGGACCGCCUGUACGGUGGAGUUUGCUACGCUGGCAUCGACACAGACCCCGAGCUGAAGUACCCCAAGGGAGCGGGGCGGGUCGCCUUCUCUAAUCAGCAGAGCUACAUUGCUGCUAUCAGUGCUCGCUUUGUACAGCUGCAGCAUGGAGAAAUCGAUAAACGGGUGGAAGUGAAGCCAUAUGUGCUGGAUGACCAGCUGUGCGAUGAGUGCCAGGGAACUCGCUGCGGUGGGAAGUUUGCGCCGUUCUUCUGCGCCAACGUCACCUGCCUACAAUAUUACUGCGAGUACUGCUGGGCGGCCAUCCAUUCGCGCGCCGGCCGCGAGUUUCACAAACCCCUGGUGAAAGAGGGAGGCGACCGACCCCGUCACAUCUCCUUCCGCUGGAACUGAGCGGAAAUUAGAGAGGGAGAGGCAACAGAGGAGCAGGAGGGCAGACCUCUGCAGGAUGCACGUGACAGAGAGAUAAAAGAAACCUACGUUUGAAUUGAUUUGGCAGUGCAGGACUUUGAGCAUCCUUUAUAUAGAGAACACUGUUUAAAAAGACUUGAGAACCUGUCCCCGCUGUCUGUCGAGGUGAUCUUACAUAGACCUAUCUGGAGGAAAGGGGAGCUUAAAGACUUGAAUGUGGUAAAUGUUGCAAGUUAACUUCAAGUUGUUAUGUGCAAUACUUCUUUUGAACCUUUUUCCAGAUAAAGACUCUUUGCAAUGUAAUUCUUUAAUGCCAUUUUUAAUUGCAGACAUUUAAUUAAAGAAGAUGUUAAUAUGUUUUUCACAGUCAUUUUCUACUGUUAUUGUAAUCCUUUUCAUGCUGGUGUUUGUAAAAAAGAAAAGAAAUCAAACUAUUUGUACUAAUAUAAAUAAUUGAAGUUAUUUUUAAAACAUUAAAGGUUUUGUGCUCAUUUGCUUAUUUUGUUUAUUUUAAGCUACUGUGAUUGAUUGCAUUGUAAUUAUUAGGUCAACAAUGUAUUUAGCUGUUUAUUGGUAUAUUUUUAAUUGGAAUGUAUAAUUGAUUUUUAUAAUUUUGAUCAGAUUUUUGUUAUAUUUUUGAGGUGAAGCUUUUAAUAUGUUAAAGUGUCUAGUUUUUACUAAUUGCUAUAUUGUGCUCCACAAUAUAUGGUUCACAUUUUCUGAAGGAAAAUAAAUAUUUAAAUAUUUGUCUGUUAAUGAUGUUACUUAAUGGCAAGAUUUCAAUAGUUUUUAACUGUGUAUGGGAAGGUUGUUGUAUUUAUUAAUAGCAUUUUUUUACUUAAGAUAUCACCUUAAUUUUUAUUGUCAUUUCACUUUAUAAGUUCCUAUUUUUGUAUUUUCCUUUCUAAUUAAGUUAUGUAAUACGGAUAUGUCCAUAUUUCUAGGAGUUGGUCUGUAGAAGUGCUAGUGAAACGAAAAAGAAAAAUCUAAUGUUAUUUAAUUGUUUGCAGCCAACUAUUUAUAACAGUAUGCAUAAUUUUUAAAUAUUUGUAAUGUGAAAUGUUGAAUGAAAUAAAUCUUAACUGUGAUGAAA
This is a messenger RNA of Haplochromis burtoni (Burton's mouthbrooder), 3988 nucleotides long. It is a transcript of the gene cpeb4b, whose product is annotated as cytoplasmic polyadenylation element binding protein 4b. Gene Ontology annotation, molecular function: mRNA regulatory element binding translation repressor activity; translation factor activity, RNA binding; ribosome binding. Gene Ontology annotation, biological process: negative regulation of cytoplasmic translation. The coding region runs from base 553 to 2877 and encodes 774 amino acids. NCBI's taxonomy places the organism in Eukaryota, Metazoa, Chordata, Actinopteri, Cichliformes, Cichlidae. The record is from RefSeq and is a predicted model, not a curated record. The transcript has 13 exons. Gene Ontology annotation, cellular component: synapse; neuron projection; cytoplasm.